This is a messenger RNA of Sporothrix brasiliensis 5110, 624 nucleotides long. Its product is annotated as RNA binding protein Tma22. Gene Ontology annotation, molecular function: mRNA binding; translation initiation factor activity. Bases 1 to 624 code for a protein of 207 amino acids. The record is from RefSeq and is a predicted model, not a curated record. Gene Ontology annotation, biological process: translation reinitiation; formation of translation preinitiation complex. The transcript is spliced from 4 exons. NCBI's taxonomy places the organism in Eukaryota, Fungi, Ascomycota, Sordariomycetes, Ophiostomatales, Ophiostomataceae.
AUGGCGGAUACAGAGUCAUCUGAAGUCCUCGAACCCCAGGGCCGCCAUGUCUUCUACUGUGGCGUAUGCACAAUGCCGCCCGAGUACUGCGAGUACGGAGGCACCGUCAAAAAGUGCCAGGAAUGGCUAGAGAAGAACAACCCAGAGCUGUACGAGAAGGUCUGGUCACAAGAAGCCCUUGAGGCUGCAACGGCCGCCCUCUCGAUCGAUGCUCAGAAGCGUGCUGCCAAGGACGCACAGAAGAAGACGGCCAAGGCCGAGGCCGCAGACAAGAAGCAAGCGAGCCUGCUGGCCAAGAGCGUCGUCACAAUCAAGCGCAUCGAGCGCAACAAGCGGAAGCACAUUACCUCCGUGUCUGGGCUGGAGGCCUUUGGCCUGGACCUGAAGAAGGUGGCCAAGGAGUUUGGCAAAAAGUUUGCUACGGGUUCCUCGGUCACAAAAAUGGCGAGCGGUGGCGAGGAGAUUGUUGUGCAGGGCGACGUCAGCCCCGAGAUUGAGGAGUAUCUGCUUGAGAAGUACAAGGAGAUCCCCGAGGACAACAUCGAGUUUAUCGAUGAGAAGGCAAAGAAGAAGGCUGCUGCCGCCGCCGCCGCAGCGGCUGCCAACGCCGUACCACAACAGUAG